AGUUGGAGGCAUUAGUCACGUAGAAGUUCUAGUUCUGGGAGGUAGCUUAAACUAAAACAAAGGUAGAAUUCCCUCCCUCAGUUCUCACUAACUGGCUAAAGAUCAUGUCCCAAUUAUCUGCCCUAAGAAAUUUAAGGCAAAUACUCGAGGAAGAGGAACAAAGGUCGAGGGAAGAUGAUGAACAGGAAAAGAUGUCAAGGGAAAAGUUUCGUAAUCGUCAUCUUAACUUUCGCGCCAUCAAUAGUCGCAAUGAGAUUGCUGAUCGUCAACGUUAUGCCAUUUAUAGUGGUAGUAUCCACCGCAAAGAUGGGAUUGAUGAUCGUCCCUAUAUUACUAGUGAUUUCCUCGAUCGUCCUGCCAAUAGGGUCUACACGAAUGGUGGUACUGCCUGUAACUACUACAAAUCCAAUGGUAAAUACUAUGUCAAUGGGGAACAAAAUAAUGGGCCAAUACUGAUUGAUGGUGCAAAGGUAAAGAACCCUAAUGAGAAGGUUGGGGGACAAAAUUUAGCUAGUGAAACUGCUUUGCAACAUCACAACUCUGCCCCAACAAACGGGAAACAAGCAAGUGAGGCAGCACAUGAUAUUGGGGCAGCCGAAGCUGCAAAGGUGAAGAAUCCUAAUAAGAUUGAGGGGGGACACAAAGCUACUCAAACUGCUUUGCAACAUCACAACUCUGUGCCAACGAAUGGGAAACAAGUACAUGAUAUUGGGGAAGCCACAGAAAUGUUGAAGAAGGAAGGUGCUGCAAAGGUGAAGAUGCCUAAAGAGAAGGAGGGGGAACACAAAUUAGCUACUCAAACUCACAACUAUGGGCAAACAGGCCUUAAUACAGAUUACAAAUUAUCAGAAAAAUCGCAAGACUUGAAGUUCCUGCUUCUACUCAUAUUACUCAUCAAAUACAUCAUGCUGAGUAUGUGACUUUCAUCCAAGGUGAUUGGGUCCGCCAAAGCAAUGAUAAUUACGAGCUCGAGUUCCAUUUGCAUGGUAUUACUGAUGGCCGCAAACGGCCGGGCACCAAAUAGACUGAUGAGCUAAGAUCAUAGGAACUCAACCUUUAAGAGCUCAAGUUUAUGAGCAUAUCUGUGAAGAAUUGUAUGUUCUGACCAUAUAAAUAAUAUGUAAUAACUCACGUUUGCCUUGAUUGAAUCUCUUCUAUACCAACCCAGGGCCGGCCCAAGGGUUAAGCGACCCAAGCUAGAGUUUUAGGUCUCAAAAACAAUUUUUUUUUUCAAAGU
Messenger RNA from Lotus japonicus, 1237 nucleotides. RefSeq lists its product as uncharacterized. NCBI's taxonomy places the organism in Eukaryota, Viridiplantae, Streptophyta, Magnoliopsida, Fabales, Fabaceae. The transcript has 6 exons. The coding region runs from base 105 to 920 and encodes 271 amino acids. The record is from RefSeq and is a predicted model, not a curated record.